Colletotrichum higginsianum IMI 349063 is the source of this 420-nucleotide messenger RNA. Its product is annotated as 60S ribosomal protein L23. The record is from RefSeq and is a predicted model, not a curated record. The transcript is spliced from 5 exons. Gene Ontology annotation, cellular component: cytosolic large ribosomal subunit; ribosome. NCBI's taxonomy places the organism in Eukaryota, Fungi, Ascomycota, Sordariomycetes, Glomerellales, Glomerellaceae. Gene Ontology annotation, biological process: translation. Bases 1 to 420 code for a protein of 139 amino acids. Gene Ontology annotation, molecular function: structural constituent of ribosome; large ribosomal subunit rRNA binding.
AUGGCCAAACUCUCGCGUGGUGCCCCCGGUGGCAAGCUCAAGAUGACCCUCGGUCUCCCCGUUGGUGCCGUCAUGAACUGCGCCGACAACUCUGGUGCCCGUAACCUUUACAUCAUCUCCGUCAAGGGUAUCGGUGCCCGCCUCAACAGACUGCCCGCCGGUGGUGUCGGUGACAUGGUCAUGGCCACCGUCAAGAAGGGAAAGCCUGAGCUCCGCAAGAAGGUCCACCCCGCCGUCAUCGUCCGCCAGUCCAAGCCCUGGAAGCGCUUCGACGGUGUCUUCCUGUACUUCGAGGACAACGCUGGUGUCAUCGUCAACCCCAAGGGUGAGAUGAAGGGCUCCGCCAUCACCGGCCCCGUCGGUAAGGAGGCUGCUGAGCUCUGGCCCCGUAUUGCCAGCAACUCCGGUGUCGUUAUGUAA